AUGCUUCGCCACGCAUCGGCACGACUGUCGAGACCUGCCACUUGCAUAGCCCGUAAGAACCUCGAACGUUCACCGUUUGUGGCAUUCUCGGCGUCAGCUUCGUCUAGACCUGCUGUCCCUACUGCCGUGGUAUUGCCAAGCAAAGCUCAUGAAUUCUCAUCACUGGAUCAAAAAACAAAUGAAAAGACUUCACUUUCGAAAGAAUUUACGAAUACCGAGCGCAUUUUCGCCACAAAAACGACACCAGAACUCGUGCGCGCAUACGUCGUUUACUUAAUGUCACAAUUUCGUCCCCUUGUGCAACAUAGUAGCGAGCUCCUAGACCUUUCGUACAAAGUCGCAGGCGCCACAUUUACAAAUGCGCUGCUUCGUGCGACUUUCUUUGGUCACUUUUGCGCUGGUGAAGACGUAAAUGAAAUUCGUACUGUUAUUCGCAAGCUUGAAUCCGCUGGCAUUGGUGCCAUACUUGACUUUGCUGCUGAGGCAGACGUCGAGCAGCCACGCGAUCUAAACGGUGUGGACCAAAAUUUGGUAUCUGCUCGCACUUAUGCUUACGACGGCGAAGCGGCAUGCGACGCCAAUGCUGCCAUCUCACGCCACGCUAUCAUUGACGCCAGCGAGGCAGCGUCGGCUGGGGAAGCCGCUUUUGUGGCAAUCAAGUGCACGGCGCUCGGCAAGCCAGAAUUACUUAUGCGCAUGUCGGCCAUCAUUGUGCAGGCGCAAUUGCUAUUUCACACGCUGGAUGGCCCUAAUUUUUCGCGUGCCAAGUCGCGCUAUCUUGAGCGUAUGAUUGACUACCCUACGCUAAGUGCUGGCCUUUAUAACGCAGGUGUGAACGCUACUGAAGAGGAAAUUCAGAAAUUAUUUAAAGCGCUGGAUCACUCAUCUGGUGACGGCGUAAUUGAUUAUGUGGACUGGGUGAGCUUUCUGGAUCCAUUGGACUUAACCAUGGGUCCUUUGACUCAAUUUAUUGAGGAAAAGCCACUGACAGACUAUGAGAAGACUCAGCUGAGUAAUAUGAUUCGCCGCCUUGAGUCGCUUGCUCAUGACGCUGCCGAGCGUGGCGUGAAGCUAAUGGUGGACGCUGAACAGACGUACAUGCAACCGGCGAUUGAUCACCUUACGCUCAACCUGCAACGCAAGUACAACCGCGACGGUAGUGACGUCAUUUACAACACCUUUCAGUGUUAUCUCAAAAUGUCGAGUGAUCGUAUUGACAUUGAUCUCGAGCGUGCUCGUCGCGAGAAAUUUCGAUUUGCUGCCAAAGUAGUGCGUGGUGCUUACAUGGUACAGGAGCGCAAGCGUGCUCGAGACAAGGGAUACACUGAUCCAAUUCACGAUACCAUUGAGGAUACCCACAUGAAUUAUGACGCCCAGGUGUCAAAACUGCUGCAGCAUAAUCAUUUAGCGAGUUUUAUGGUGGCAUCGCACAAUGAAAAAUCGGUGGUUAAAACGGUGGAGCAGAUGCAAGAGAUUGGGAUCAAUCGUGCUACUGGCGGUGUCUACUUCGGUCAGCUUCUUGGCAUGUGCGAUCAUGUGUCCUACACACUUGGUGCGAAAGCUUAUAAGGUGUUCAAAUACGUGCCCUAUGGUCCUAUCCGUGAGGUGCUACCGUAUCUUAUCCGACGUGCUCAGGAAAAUUCGGGCGUUAUGAGCGGAGCUCAAUUGGAGAUGCGCAUGCUUAGGACAGAAAUCAAGCGCCGCAUUUUUGGAUGA
Messenger RNA from Plasmopara halstedii, 1716 nucleotides. Its product is annotated as proline dehydrogenase mitochondrial-like. Gene Ontology annotation, cellular component: mitochondrion. Gene Ontology annotation, molecular function: FAD binding; proline dehydrogenase activity. The coding region runs from base 1 to 1716 and encodes 571 amino acids. The record is from RefSeq and is a predicted model, not a curated record. The transcript has a single exon. NCBI's taxonomy places the organism in Eukaryota, Oomycota, Peronosporomycetes, Peronosporales, Peronosporaceae.